Molecule: messenger RNA, 707 nt
Organism: Aedes aegypti (yellow fever mosquito)
Lineage: Eukaryota; Metazoa; Arthropoda; Insecta; Diptera; Culicidae
Gene: Pfdn6
Product: probable prefoldin subunit 6
Exons: 3
Coding region: 148-531 (127 amino acids)
Biological process (GO): protein folding; chaperone-mediated protein complex assembly
Cellular component (GO): prefoldin complex; cytoplasm
Molecular function (GO): protein-folding chaperone binding
Source: RefSeq, a predicted model, not a curated record
AAUCGCGUCUGUCAAAAGUUUCCGAUUUUCCGCACGACGGCGAGAGAACCAUCAUCGGAUUGCGGUCAUCGCCAUAGGAACUUCCCGAGUGUUUUUCAUUUUUCGGUGCACCUAGAGUUCACAUCCCCAAAAGCCCACAGACACAAAAUGGACAAGGAAACGAUUGUUCUGCAGCGCAAGUUGGAAUCCGAGCUGAAGAACUACAAAGAUGCCCAAAAAGAAUUUAACAAGCUAGUUCAGCAACAGCAGCUUCUGGAUGGCCAGUAUAAUGAAAACAAGAACGUUUUGGAGGAACUGCAGCUGCUGAAACCAACCAACACGGUGUACAAAUUGUAUGGACCGGUUCUGGUUAAGCAAGAGCUGGAAGAAAGCAAGCAGAAUGUGGCCAAGCGUAUUGAGUAUAUCAAUAAGGAGCUGAAAAAGUGUACGGAAAACAUUGCCAGCCUUGAGCAGAAGCAGGACAAGUACAGGGCCAAUCUGCAAAAGCUUCAGCGCCAGUACCAAAGCCAGAUUGCGCUGACGAAGCCCUAGGGAACCGGAUAUCGUGGCCUUUGCAUUUCUAAGUCCAUCUACUAGAGCGCUUCGCACCGUCAUCGUUUUACGCAUAGCAACCUUCUUAAUAUACUACCAGUUAAGUUAAAUACAAUAACUCACAUGUCACACUAAGGAAAGCUAAUACAUACAGCCGUUUAUCAUUUCGGAACAAA